GUUGUCGCUUUAUUGUGAAGGAUCGGACCGGAUACUGUGUUGUUGUUAGUCCAAAACGGAACAUGAAUUCGGCUAACAGAUGUGAAAAUUAGCGCUUUUAGUGUGUUUGUUUUGAUUAGUAAGGAGGAGACCGGAGAGGAGGUAGCAUUUUUUAACUGUCUAUGUGCCGUGUAAUAAUCAGAAAUGAGCGUCACGUUGGAUAUAAGGCUGAAAAGAGCAAAUAAAGUUUAUCGAGAAGGGGUCAUCCAUGUUGCUUGGUGUGCAGGAAACAGUGGCUGGUGUCAUCCUGCUGAUUUGUAAGGAGGCACUGCAGCAUCAUGGCAUCUCUCUGAGCAUGGAAGGAGUCGUGAAUCUGCAGCUGAGUUCCAAGAGUGUCGGGGUCUUUGAGGCUUUCUACAACUCUGUCAAGCCCAUCCAGCUGAUCAGCAGUAACAUCGAAGUGGCCAAGGCUGGAAAAAUUCCUGGAGGAAAGACUGAGAUUCCCUUCGAGUUCCCUCUGCACACCAAAGGCAACAAAGUGCUGUACGAGACCUACCACGGAGUCUUUGUCAACAUUCAGUACUCCCUCCGCUGUGACAUGAAGCGCUCCCUGCUGGCCAAAGAUUUGAGCAGGAGCUGUGAAUUCAUCGUGCACUGCCAGCCUCAGAAAUCUAAAGUCAUCCCCACACCGGUGAACUUCACCAUCACUCCAGACACUCUGCAGAGCCGUGAGAAAAAUUCACUUCCGAAGUUUCUCAUCCGAGGACAUUUAGACGCCACUAACUGCGUGAUCAGCCUGCCGCUUACCGGAGAGGUGGUGGUGGAAAACUCGGACGUCCCCAUAAAGAGUAUUGAACUACAGCUGGUACGGGUGGAGACCUGUGGCUGUGCUGAGGGCUACGCCAGAGACGCCACGGAGAUCCAGAACAUCCAGAUAGCCGAAGGUGACGUCUGCCACGGCCUCGCCAUCCCCAUCUAUAUGAUCUUCCCCAGACUGUUCACCUGCCCCACGCUGGAGACAACAAACUUCAAAGUCGAGUUUGAAGUCAACGUCGUCGUAGUGCUCCAUGAUGAUCACCUGAUCACAGAGAACUUUCCUCUGAAGCUGUGCAGACUCUGAACGCAUCAUUUCUGAGAGAAGCUCAGAGACCUUCACACUUCUCAUCCUGCAACAAACUCAUCUGCCUGAACAGCUGAGCACAUUCUUCAACGUGCAACUGAAGCCGGAGAAAUUACUCAAACCUUCAGAGACCUCCCUAAUAAUACAUCAUGUUAAUGUGACCAAACUCUUUUCUUUUUAAAGUUUUGUUUAAUAAAUUUCACUUGAAACUAUUUCAUA
This is a messenger RNA of Oreochromis niloticus (Nile tilapia), 1318 nucleotides long. It is a transcript of the gene vps26c, whose product is annotated as VPS26 endosomal protein sorting factor C. The record is from RefSeq and is a predicted model, not a curated record. The transcript is spliced from 8 exons. Bases 248 to 1099 code for a protein of 283 amino acids. Lineage: Eukaryota; Metazoa; Chordata; Actinopteri; Cichliformes; Cichlidae. Gene Ontology annotation, biological process: intracellular protein transport.